Panicum virgatum (switchgrass) is the source of this 1177-nucleotide messenger RNA. RefSeq lists its product as uncharacterized. NCBI's taxonomy places the organism in Eukaryota, Viridiplantae, Streptophyta, Magnoliopsida, Poales, Poaceae. The record is from RefSeq and is a predicted model, not a curated record. The coding region runs from base 63 to 974 and encodes 303 amino acids. Gene Ontology annotation, molecular function: electron transfer activity. The transcript is spliced from 2 exons. Gene Ontology annotation, cellular component: plasma membrane.
GCCGUGCCAGCACAACGUGAGAACUCCGUGGCGGCUUGCGCGACGCUGCCACGAGAGGGGACAUGCUACCGCGCCGCUUUCUCUCUCUCUCUCUCUCUCUAGAGCUCCGUCACUCUUUUAAACCCCAGAGGCCCAGAGGACAUCAUCGUCAUCCAUCACUAGCUCGGAGCAGAGGAGGAGCAGAAUCUGUUCGUCCCUUCCCCGAGAGGCAACCUACCACGCUAGCUAGCGAGCGAGCUGCCGGGAUGCUGAUGCAGCUCUCCGGCGGCGGCCGCCGGAGCAUGGUCCUGCCGUGGCUCGCCGUGGUGGCGGCGGCGGCCGCGCUGGCCGCCGCCCCGCGCGGGGCGGAGGCGUACCGGAACUACACCGUCGGCGACGACAAGGGCUGGUACGACGGCCUCACCCUGCCCGGGGUCGACUACCAGGCCUGGGCCGACGGCAUCAAGAACUUCAGCCUCGGGGACUUCCUCAUCUUCAACACGGACAAGAACCACUCGGUGGUGCAGACGCGGAACGGGACGCUGUACAAGAGCUGCGACUACAACGACUCGGGCCCCGACGACACCCUCGAGUGGUCCGCCGCCGCGCCGGAGUUCACAAAGGACGCCGUCACCGUCGCCGUGCCGCUCCUCAGGGAGGGCCGCACCUACUUCUUCUCGGGCAACUACGACGGCGAGCAGUGCGAGAACGGCCAGCGCUUCGCCAUCGACGUCGCGCACGGCCAGGGCCUGCCGCCGGACCUCAGGCCGCCCGCCGCCGCCGCCGCGCCCGCGCCCUCCGCCGGGCCCGCCGACGGCGCCGCCGUGCUCGACUUCAGCCACCCCAAGAACGUCACCACGCCCAGCGCUUCGGACGACGACGACCGCGAGAGCGGCGGUGAUGGAGACACCUCGGGCGCCGGCCGGACUCUGGCCGGGAUCGGCUCCGGCCUGGCCCUGACGACGCUGGUCGCCACCGUGCUCCUUGCAGUGUAGUAGGUUAGUUUCUCGUUUUAGUGACGCCUGAUGUAUGUGAUUUGUUGUUGUAAUGUGUUUACUACUAGUCAAAGUAGAAGGGUUUCUACAAGGUGACAUGUUUUAGUUAGUGAAGUGCUUUCACUUGUACAUUGUGCAAUUUCUUUGAUAUGUACUGGGUUUGCUAAAUAAUAAUAAUUCCAUUCUUUGGAUCGACCAAACUC